Messenger RNA from Zalophus californianus (California sea lion), 1040 nucleotides. RefSeq names its product mitochondrial ribosomal protein L18 (gene MRPL18). NCBI's taxonomy places the organism in Eukaryota, Metazoa, Chordata, Mammalia, Carnivora, Otariidae. Gene Ontology annotation, cellular component: ribosome; mitochondrion. Bases 139 to 723 code for a protein of 194 amino acids. The transcript is spliced from 4 exons. Gene Ontology annotation, biological process: translation. Gene Ontology annotation, molecular function: structural constituent of ribosome; 5S rRNA binding. The record is from RefSeq and is a predicted model, not a curated record.
CCGGGUCGAGCCGUAGGUGACCUCCUGAAUCCAAAAGCUUUUCCCUGAGUUAACAUGGCUGCGGCCGGCCAGCGGCUGCGACGCCGAUGAGGAAAGGACGCGAGGCUUUUCCGAGGUUUUGCCCGCGAUCCGUCAGCAAUGGCGCUGCGGUCGCGGCUCUGGGAGAGGCUGUCGGUUUGCCGGAACCCUGGUAAUUCCCACUUCUCUCAGAUGACUCCCCGGGGCCUGCACAGGUGUGGGGUCGCAGCGCUCUCAACCGGUUCCAAGCCAGCGGCGAAGCCUGAUGUGGACCGUCUGGAAAACGCGGCUGUUGCCCCAGAGUUCACCAAUCGGAACCCCCGCAAUCUGGAGCUCUUAGGUGUGGCCAGGAAGGAGCGGGGUUGGGGGACGGCGUGGCCCUCGCGUGAGUUCUGGCACAGGUUGCGAGUUAUAAGGACUCAGCAUCAUGUAGAAGCGCUGGUUGAGCGUUGCAACGGCCAGGUUGUGGUUUCAGCAUCCACUCGGGAAUGGGCUAUUAAAAAGCAUCUUUACAGCACCAAAAACGUGGUGGCCUGUGAGAGUAUAGGACGAGUGCUGGCAGAGCGAUGCUUAGAGGCAGGAAUCAACUUCAUGGUCUACCAACCCACUCCUUGGGAGGCAGCCUCAGACUCGAUGAAACGACUACAGAGUGCCAUGACAGAAGGUGGUGUGGUGCUGCAGGAGCCUCGGAGAAUCUAUGAAUGAAAGAGGAGCAUUGUUCCGAACGUGUGAAUAUAAAGCUGUGAGCUGUUCCGUCCUUCAGAAGAGAGCAUCUGGAAGAACAGCCAGCUUGGAAGUUUUGUAUAAUCAUGUAACGGUGGAAUGUUAUCACUAGUUAAGGUCAUCCCCUCCUCCCCUUGUGUGUGUGUGUGUGUUGGGGGGGCAGUGGUUUAAUCAAGGGCUAAAUUCUUCCCCUCUCUUGGACAGAAGUAUCUGGGAAAAGCUGUUGCCAAUUAUAAUUAACUUUGCAAGGACAAAUUAAAUGUUGUUUGUAAGUUAAAGAAUAAACGCAGAUAUGAGCA